Molecule: messenger RNA, 960 nt
Organism: Mollisia scopiformis
Lineage: Eukaryota; Fungi; Ascomycota; Leotiomycetes; Helotiales; Mollisiaceae
Product: NAD(P)-binding protein
Exons: 2
Coding region: 1-960 (319 amino acids)
Source: RefSeq, a predicted model, not a curated record
AUGCUGUACGGGCUUUUGGAUAAACCUCUGGGUCGUGGACUGCGCUACGACCCAGAUACUGAGAUCCCGGAUCUCAAUGGCAAGAUAAUAGUUGUCACUGGAGGCAAUGCUGGCCUCGGAAAGGAAACCAUCCUUCGUCUCUCCAAGCACAAUCCAAAACGAAUAUACCUUCUCGUACGAAACCAAAACAAAUCCGAGGCUGCGAUCAAGGAUAUACAGUCAAUCGUCCCCAACGCGCCGAUAUCUUUCAUACAAUGCGACCUCACGGAUCUGAAGAGCGUGGAAUCUGCUGUGAGGGAUUUCACAAGCAAGGAGCAGAGAUUAGACAUGCUCUAUCUCAACGCUGGAAUUAUGGCUACACCUGCAGGACUCACGAAAGAUGGCUACGAGAUUCAAUUUGGCACAAAUCACGUUGGACAUGCUCUUCUGACAAAGCUGCUACUUCCUACGCUCUCGAGAACCGCUGAAGAGCCAGGGUCGGACGUCAGAGUUAUCUGCUUGAGCUCAAUUGGACAUGCAGCUGCCCUGUUCACCGGAAUAUGCUUUGACAAGUUGAAGACGGAGAUGUCGUGGACACCAACAAUGGUCCGAUAUGCACAGUCGAAGCUUGCCAACAUACUAUUUGCCAGGGAGCUCGCGAGACGGUAUCCCAAGAUCUUGUGUGUGUCCGUUCAUCCUGGAGCUGUGAAUACAGAGUUGUAUCGAAGUAUGCUCAGUGGAUGGAUGAGCUCGUUCAAUUUCUCGAAGCAGCUACUUGAGACUAUUGAGUCGGGCGCAAAGAAUCAGCUUUGGGCAGGCACAGCGAACAGAGAGGACAUCACAAAUGGCGAAUACUAUACUCCUGUGGCCAUGAGUGGUGGUGGAAGCUGGAAGAGCCAGGAUAUGGCCCUUGCUAGCAAGCUGUGGGAAUGGACAGAGAAAGAGCUUGAGGGGUACGCAGCUCCAACGGCUCUCCCGUAG